This is a messenger RNA of Hypoxylon trugodes, 784 nucleotides long. RefSeq lists its product as uncharacterized. The record is from RefSeq and is a predicted model, not a curated record. The coding region runs from base 134 to 568 and encodes 144 amino acids. The transcript has 4 exons. Lineage: Eukaryota; Fungi; Ascomycota; Sordariomycetes; Xylariales; Hypoxylaceae.
UAUUUUAUUCUCCUCCUUUCCCAUCCUUUUCAUCUAUUUUCCAUCCAAUUUUUCCUACCAGACUAUCAAUCUACAGCCUUAAUACCCGUUUUCCCACCCAAAACCAAGCCCAGCCUUACCCCAAGCCCCAAAAAUGACAUCUCGAAAGAGGAAGCAAGACGAGGAGGAAGAAGAACUCGUUGCUCUUCCCAGUGACGAGAGCGAAGAGGAAGAGGAGUACAUCUCGGAAGGCGAAGAGGACGAUGAUGUCGAUGACGCCGAAGAGGAUGAGGAGGAAUAUGAUGAAGGGGAUGAACCCGCAGAGGAGGAGAAUGGUGUAAAGGUUCCGGCACCGGUUCAAGCUCCUCCCAAGAAGAAGCAGAAGACGACGGACGCUCCACUCGAGACCACUGCUCCCAUCGCCAAGAACGGCGAAGAGGAAGGUGAAGGUGAAGACGAGGAAGAGAACGGCGAGAAUGGCGUCGACGUACCUAAGAAGCUGGGUGCCAACGUCGACGACUUCUCCGUCAAGGGCAAAACCCAAGUGGCAAAAGAAGUUGCUGCUAACGGUGAAGAGGCUGAGGAUUGAGCUUCUCGUAUCCUUAAUACCUUGAGAGUCGUAACACUCAGCACAUCUGACCUCCUUGAUCCCCCAAUUAGAUCAAGUAGUGAUUGAGGGUCGUCUCAUCGCUGUCCUCCGAGGAACUCGACUCUUCAUCUCUGUACUCCAACAUUUCAUGUUCUAGACCCUCUCUUUCCCACGUUUUCCAAGCUAGUCAUUUUCCUCAUCCACGGCAAUAGAUGA